CGCUAAAGAGCAUCGCGGUCCUCGGACUAAGCGGCGAAGAAGAAGCAGAAGUGACGUCACCGAAGAAGAAGCCGAAGUGACGUCACUGAAGCAAAAAUGGCGGAGCUCCAGCGCAAGAGGAGAAACUACUCCGACGACGGAGGGCCGCAGGAGGAGGGAGGCAGAGUGAAAACUAAGCCUGUCUCUUGUAGCACGCUGGCUGGAGGAGCGAGCACCCUCAAACGCACGUCCCAGCACCUCGCCUCCGAUGAAGAGGACGGACCCCCCGCCGAGACACCCGCACCCCGCAAAGCCUCCAAAAUAGGCUUCGGCUUGAGCAGUCAGGCUGGCAAAAAGUCCAAUCCCAUUUCCAUCAAGCUUGGAGCAAAUAAACCCAAAGAACCGGCUCCAACAGUUCCUGCAAAGAAACCUGGCAUGUCCUCAGUUUUCAAUGAGGAUGAUGAUAGUGAACCUGAGGAGAUGCCACCAGAGGCCAAGAUGAGGAUGAGGAACGUCGGCAGGGAGACGCCAACAUCGGCGGGACCCAACUCCUUCAACAAGGGCAAGCAAGGCUUCUCUGAUCACCAGAAACUUUGGGAGAAGAAGCUGAAAGCCCAAGCAGACAAGUUGUAAUCAAUUGUUCAACCUCACCUGAGAUAUCAGUAGUCAUAUUUUGUUCAACCUCACCUGAGAUAUCAGUAGUCAUAUUUUGUUCUGCCACACCUGAGAUAUCAAUAAUUAUAUUUUGGUCAACCACACCUGAGAUAUCUAUAGUCAUAUUUUGUUCAACCACACCAGAGAUAUCUAUAGUCAUAUUUUGUUCAACCACACCUGAGAUAUCUAUAACUAUAUUUUGUUCUGCCACACCUGAGAUAUCUAUAACCAUAUGUUGUUCAGCCACACCUGAGAUAUCUAUAAUCAUAUUUCGUUCAACCCCACCUGAGAUAUCAAUAAUUAUAUUUUGGUCAACCACACCUGAGAUAUCUAUAGUCAUAUUUUGUUCAACCACACCUGAGAUAUCAAUAAUUAUAUUUUGGUCAACCACACCUGAGAUAUCUAUAGUCAUAUUUUGUUCAACCACACCUGAGAUAUCAAUAAUUAUAUUUUGGUCAACCACACCUGAGAUAUCUAUAGUCAUAUUUUGUUCAACCACACCUGAGAUAUCAAUAAUUAUAUUUUGGUCAACCACACCUGAGAUAUCUAUAGUCAUAUUUUGUUCAACCACACCUGAGAUAUCAAUAAUUACAUUUUGGUCAACCACACCUGAGAUAUCUAUAGUCAUAUUUUGUUCAACCACACCUGAGAUACGUGUAGAAGUAAUGUGUAUUGAUGUCUACACAACAUAUGUAAUAUCCAUGGCAACCAGCUUCUCCACAGGUGAAGCUGCUCAGGUGUCCUCCCCUGCUCGCUUCUCUCAAGUUUGUGUAAAAAUGUACAUAGCAGUGUUUUUAUUCCAUCAUUUGUUGUCUUCAUUUGUGUAGUUUGUCACCACCAGUUUGCUCCUCUCGCAAUCUUGUGCUUACUUUCUACUCCACACCUUUUGAUUAGUUUCUACUCCACACCUUUUGAUUAGUUUCUACUCCACACCUUUUGAUUAGUUUCUACUCUACACCUUUUGAUUAGUUUCUAAUCCAACCCUUUUGAUUAGUUUCUACUCCACACCUUUUGAUUAGUUUCUACUCCACACCUUUUGAUUAGUUUCUACUCCACACCUUUUGAUUAGUUUCUACUCUACACCUUUUGAUUAGUUUCUACUCUACACCUUUUGAUUAGUUUCUACUCCACACCUUUUGAUUAAUUUCUACUCCACACCUUUUGAUUAGUUUCUACUCCACACCUUUUGAUUAGUUUCUACUCCACACCUUUUGAUUAGUUUCUACUCUACACCUUUUGAUUAGUUUCUACUCUACACCUUUUGAUUAGUUUCUACUCCACACCUUUUGAUUAAUUUCUACUCCACACCUUUUGAUUAGUUUCUACUCCACACCUUUUGAUUAGUUUCUACUCCACACCUUUUGAUUAAUUUCUACUCCACACCUUUUGAUUAGAUUCUACUCCACACCUUUUGAUGAGUUUCUACUCCACACCUUUUGAUUAGUUUGUGCUUCCUGGUGAAAAUGAAAGCUUUGUGUGACCUCAAUAAGACAAGAUGUCCUCUUCCCUGCUAGUGAACUCUUUGAUAAUAAAACAAAUAUUGUCUGUC
Messenger RNA from Nerophis lumbriciformis (worm pipefish), 2182 nucleotides. RefSeq names its product PEST proteolytic signal-containing nuclear protein-like. The record is from RefSeq and is a predicted model, not a curated record. NCBI's taxonomy places the organism in Eukaryota, Metazoa, Chordata, Actinopteri, Syngnathiformes, Syngnathidae. Gene Ontology annotation, biological process: proteasome-mediated ubiquitin-dependent protein catabolic process; protein ubiquitination. Gene Ontology annotation, cellular component: nucleus.